Ostrinia nubilalis (European corn borer) is the source of this 2731-nucleotide messenger RNA. RefSeq names its product band 7 protein AGAP004871. NCBI's taxonomy places the organism in Eukaryota, Metazoa, Arthropoda, Insecta, Lepidoptera, Crambidae. The transcript is spliced from 8 exons. Gene Ontology annotation, cellular component: plasma membrane. Bases 1 to 987 code for a protein of 328 amino acids. The record is from RefSeq and is a predicted model, not a curated record.
AUGGGGGUGUCAUACGGCGCUGGUAACACUAAAGGGGGUGGAGAGGCGCGGGAGGGGAAAACCCAGAGCAGAUACACCAGAGUGCGGCGGCAGUUACCCAGGACGCCUAGGCGCAUAUCCAGGAUCUUUUUAAGACCUCCUCGCCCGCCAACUUCUUCAGAAUCAGAAGAAUCAGAAACGAAUGAAGACGUGAAUUCCGAGUCUAAGACAUGCGGGAAGAUCCUGAUAUUUUUGUCCUGGGUGCUGGUCAUCUGCACCAUGCCGUUCUCGCUGUUUGUCUGCUUCAAGGUGGUCCAGGAGUACGAACGGGCUGUGAUCUUCCGCCUCGGGCGCCUACUUUCUGGAGGGGCUAAGGGACCGGGUAUAUUCUUCAUCCUGCCCUGCAUCGACUCCUACGCCCGCGUGGAUCUGCGCACGCGCACCUACGAUAUACCACCUCAGGAAGUGCUAACCAAGGACUCUGUGACGGUGUCUGUGGACGCUGUAGUCUACUACCGCGUCCACAACGCCACCAUAUCCAUCGCCAACGUGGAGAACGCGCACCAUUCCACCCGCCUACUGGCCCAGACCACGCUCCGCAAUACUAUGGGAACUCGACCCCUGCAUGAGAUCCUGAGCGAGCGCGAGACCAUCUCAGGAAACAUGCAGCUCUCCCUGGAUGAGGCGACCGAGGCCUGGGGCAUCAAGGUGGAGCGCGUUGAGAUCAAGGACGUCCGUCUCCCAGUACAACUGCAACGUGCCAUGGCAGCUGAGGCCGAGGCGGCCCGUGAGGCCCGCGCCAAGGUCAUCGCUGCUGAGGGCGAGCAGAAGGCCUCCAGGGCCCUCCGCGAGGCCUCGGAGGUCAUUGGCGACAGCCCGGCAGCUUUGCAACUACGAUACCUGCAGACGCUCAACACCAUCUCGGCUGAAAAGAACUCGACCAUUGUUUUCCCGCUGCCGAUCGACCUCCUGACGUACUUCAUGAAGGCCAAGGAAGAGACCAUGUAAAGCGACCCCUGACGAAACGCAUUAAAACGGACUAAGAUAAAUAUGAUCGGAUGAACUCAACCAAACUACUGGGUGAAUAUUUGGAAACAGUCAGUGGGAAAUGCGCACCUCGUCGUCUUUUUUAUUAUUUUUAGUUAAUAGGGGGGAUGGGCCUCUUUAGCAUUGGUCUGCAACCUGUCUAGGAGAAGGAAUCAAACCAGGUAUGAGGCUCUGGCGCAAGUACGGUCCAACCCGAAAAUGCGGCAGACCUAACCAUUUUACUCAUUAUUUUAGUUUAUUGUAUAAUUUGGUCAAGGGUUAUUAUGUUCCUAUAUUUUUAGGUCGGUAGCUUAAUUUAGGUGGUGGUUUAUUUAGGUGUGUAGGUUUGGUGCAAAUAAGGUCCAACCUGAAAAGCAGCAAGCCUAAAGAAGUUUUUAAUCUCGUAUGCAUUUUCCUACUAACUGAACUCCAAUACUCACGAGUCUGGUUUAUCAUUAGCAUUAGUUUUAACUUAACAUUAUUUAUAACUGAGAUUAAUUAGUACCUAAGUUCAGCCCUUUUUCAGUUUCUUUGCCCAAUAAUUUUCAAAUUAAAACUAUCAUCAUUUUUGAAUGGAAAGAUGUGAUGUUAAAACUCGAUUGGCUGUGGCGAAGCUUUAGGGAACGAUAUAUAUUAUUUUUGUGAUGGAUAAUAAUAUAUAAAUGAAAUAAAUUAUUUAUUAAAAUGGAAAUAUAUUAUUCUGGAAGAAACUUAAGCAGUUGGUAUUACCACAACACAUCGACAUAGCCACAGACUGUUCCAAUUUUUAUAAUCAAACCGAUAGUGCGUAGAAGAAAAGCCUUUUAGGGUUCCGUAGCCAAAUGGCAAAAAACGGUACCCUUAUAGAUUCGUCAUGUCUGUCUGUCUGUCUGUCCGUCCGUCUGUCCGUCCGUAUGUCACAGCCAUUUUUUUUAGCAUUGGUCUGCAAUCCAUCUAGAAGAAGAAAUACUCCAAAAUUAAAUCAGGUGUGUAGGUGUGGCGCAAGUAAGGUCUAACUGGAAAACGCGGCAUAACUAAGGAGUUUUUUUUUAAUUCGUCGUUUAAGUUACUAUUGGUUGCCACUUAUUUUUUUAUUCUUUUUGUUAUUUUGAUUUAGUAAUGGUGUUUUUAGCAUUGGUCUGCAACCUGUCUAGGAGAAGGAAUACUCCAAAAUCGAACCAGGUGUGAAGCUUUGGCGCAAGUACGGUCCAACCUGAAAAUGCGGCAUGAUGCCUAAGGAAUUUUCUUGUUUUUCAAUUUGUUGAUUAAGUUGUUUUAUUGUUUUAUUAUUAUUUUUUAAGUCAUUUUGGUUUAAUUAGGCGAUCGUCUUUAGCAUUGGUCUGCAAUAUGUCUAAGAGACGGAAUACUCCGAAAUCAAAUCAGGUGUGUAGACGUGCCUCAAGUAAUAUUAUGGGCUAACCGUAAAAUGCGGUACGUCUCAAGUUUUUUUUAUCUUACUAGAUCAAAUCCAACAUCUGUAUGUUUUGACGUGUUGCUUGGUAAUACCAUCUAUAUCAAAUAUUUACAAAUAAUAAUAAUUGUUCCUAUAAUUGGGACUGUUUAUAAAAUAUAAUACAUAAUAUGUAUAAAUUAUAAGGUAAUAAUAUAUUUUUGAAUGAAUAUAAAAGUGGUUGUUAGAUUGCAAGGUAAGUGAAACGAGUUUUAACUAGGGCGAGAGGCAUGCAAUGUCGUUUGUUAUCAAUAGACGCUUAACACUUUACGAAGUAACAAGAUAAUAAUCUUAUUU